CUGCAGGAGCUUCCUGAGCUGUGCGUGCCGCUGCAAAGGUUGAAGCGACACGGCUACGUUGUUGAAGUGCCGGUGGCCCCCUCCGCAGAGUAUACGCUCCCCCGCACGGUCGACUGCAGCCGCUGCGGCGUGCGGUUCAAUGUCGCCGAGAUAGCGAAGGAGGUGUCGUGCAGUUUCCACCCGGGGAAGCUCCAAACGACCACGUACAACAACCUGAACAUGGGUAAGAAGGUUUACGGCACAGACUAUACCAACCGGGCGCACCUGUGCUGCAGCGAGAUCAAGGGUCAGUCCAACGGCUGCAAGAAGUCGUCCCACCACGCGUACAAGUACAACGCGGCAAUCGAUCUUCACCUCUCGAAGCCCUUCCAAAAGAUCAACUCCCUCCGGAAAGCCCUAAACAUCAAGGACGACUCAAGGGCGCAGCUGUUGCGCAGGGAGAAGAUCAAGGCUGUCGGGAUCGACUGCGAGAUGUGCUACACAGACAAAGGCUUUGAAAUGAUGAAGCUCAGUAUCGUCGACUUCAAGACAGAGAAGAAGCUUGUAGACGCCAUUGUCCACCCGGACGGCGAUCUCAUUAUCGAUUUGAACUCGCACGUCUCUGGUGUCUUUGAGAUCCCGCAGAACGCCCUCACCUUCGACGAGGCCAUGGUCAAGUUGGCCCAGCUCACAGAUGAAGACACAAUCAUUGUUGGCCACGGACUCGAGAACGACCUCAACGUCCUCCGCCUGAUCUACCCGAAAAUAGUAGACACAGCAAUCCUUUUCAGCGAGAACCAGGUUGACGUAAGGAGAAAAGACCCGUUGAAAAAGUUGGCUUGGUCUUUUCUCAGUGAAAACAUUCAGGGGAGGGAGCACGAUUCUUUAGAGGACGCAAUCGUCCCGAUUCGUAUUGUGAAG
Pichia membranifaciens NRRL Y-2026 is the source of this 900-nucleotide messenger RNA. RefSeq lists its product as hypothetical. The annotation marks the transcript as partial. Lineage: Eukaryota; Fungi; Ascomycota; Pichiomycetes; Pichiales; Pichiaceae. The transcript has a single exon. The record is from RefSeq and is a predicted model, not a curated record. Gene Ontology annotation, molecular function: exonuclease activity; nucleic acid binding. Gene Ontology annotation, cellular component: nucleus.